CUGUGGAAGUAUUGAGCAAUCAAUUAUAAGUUUAGCCGAUUUUGCUGCUUGUAUCUAUGGAGAUUGUUCAGAUGCAAUAGAAUCAGCAAGUCCCUGCCUGCAAGAAAUAUGGCUCGAAGCUUAUCUCGUUCGCGGUCGCCUUCUUAUAGGAGGAGGUACUCUCCAUCUCCAGUCGCUCACCGCCGUAGCAGGCGAAGCAGAAGAGACAGAAGCCGCUCACCCUCCAGGCGAAGAAGUCGCUCUAGUACUCCCCGCCGUCAUAGGAGUCGAUCGCCAUCUUGUAGAUAUCGCAAAAGCAGGUCUCCAACGCCUAGGCGACGCAGAAGACAGAGAAGUAGGAGUUCCUCAUUGUCUCCUUUACCGAAAUCUCGCAGUUCUAGCCUUGCAUCAGCAGAACGCAAAAAUGCCAUUGAGAAACUAAAGAAAGAGGAGGAAAAGAAACGACGUCAACAUGAGGCCGAACUGAAACUACUAGAGGAAGAGACUGCAAGAAGACUAGAGGAAGCGAUUCAGAAAAAUAUUGAGGAGAGGAUGAAUUCUGAGGAAGUUAAAGUAGAGAUUGAGAGGCGAAUAAAAGAAGGCCGGCAGAAAUUGUUUGACGAUGUUAUGGCGCGGAUUGAAAAGGAAAAGGAAGCUGCCUUCACUGAGGCAAGGCUGAAAGAAGAGCAAGCUCGGAGAGAGAGAGAAGAGCUGGAUAAGAUGCUAGAGGAGAACAGGAGAAGAGUGGAAGAAGCUCAGAGGAGAGAAGCAUUGGAGUUUCAGCGGAAAGAAGAGGAGCGGUACCGGGAAUUAGAGCUUAUUCAAAGGCAGAAGGAAGAAGCUGCACGUAGAAAGAAGCUGGAAGAGGAAGAGGAACGUGAAAACCAGACAAUGCUGUCGAAUAAAAACAAAUCUCGACCUAAGAUGCCAUAUGGUAUAGGUCUUUAAUGAUUACUGUUUUACCAAAGUAGCGAAGUGUUGUUUGUAAUAUGUAGCAUCUGUUAGAUCUAAUUCUGUUAUAUUCUGAUUCAUUUUCUAGAUCUUUAACUAUUUAAAUAUGACAAAUUUUGCCUUGAUAGGUUUCAUAUGAUAAGAUGAGAAAAUCAAAAAUUCACCA
Messenger RNA from Carica papaya (papaya), 1096 nucleotides. RefSeq lists its product as uncharacterized. Gene Ontology annotation, cellular component: mitochondrion; nucleoplasm. The record is from RefSeq and is a predicted model, not a curated record. Lineage: Eukaryota; Viridiplantae; Streptophyta; Magnoliopsida; Brassicales; Caricaceae. Gene Ontology annotation, molecular function: cadherin binding.